Molecule: messenger RNA, 3362 nt
Organism: Lytechinus pictus (painted urchin)
Lineage: Eukaryota; Metazoa; Echinodermata; Echinoidea; Temnopleuroida; Toxopneustidae
Product: histamine H2 receptor-like
Exons: 2
Coding region: 1044-2126 (360 amino acids)
Biological process (GO): cellular response to light stimulus; phototransduction; G protein-coupled receptor signaling pathway
Cellular component (GO): plasma membrane
Molecular function (GO): G protein-coupled photoreceptor activity
Source: RefSeq, a predicted model, not a curated record
GUCGACAACUUUCUUGUGAAUAUGUCUGAACUUGCUUUCGAGCUUGGAGGCGCAAGUUCGGAUUCUCACAUUGUAGCGGUGCAUCCUUAAUCGAACAGAGGGCAAGACUAUCUCUCGAUAUAAUUUUAUCUACAGGAAACGAUUUGUGGAAAUUCGUGCAUUGCGCUUCUUCUACAUGCGUGAUAUAGAGCAAUGGUGACUGGUGAACCGGAAGAAAACAACAACUGAACCAUUAAUUUCUUGAGAUACUUUUAUGAUUAACAUCUGGCAAUAAGAUGGAAAGAUUGACACCCAUUGUUAUAAGCCUGCUAUUAAGCGAUCUUCAUGAAUGACGUCAUGGGCUGUAUGAAACACAUCCCAGUGUUAAUAUCUCUAUCCAAUCGACCAUAUAUAACAACAAUAUAAAUUCUAAUUAUUGUCACCAUGACACAUCACUCGCACUGCAUUAUUAUCUUGAAAGAGCUACAGCUCAGAAUGAAAUUGAUGAGAUAAUAAUUACCUUCUUAUACGGACAAUAUUUCUCUGAGAUAUUCGAUAUUUCAUGCACCUCUUGCCUUUUCUUUCAUAGAACGGAGUUAAAUUUCUUUUUCUACUGAAUGUUUGGCUACAGCUUCUGGAAGUUUAGAGCGUCUCGUCUUUACUUCAGCUCCGCGGCACAAAAUAUUGGAUUAUCUAUAUUUUGAUGGUGGUUUUAUCAUAUAGGAGUGGAUGUGAUCAACCCAAAGGGCGGUGCUUCCCCCAUGCAAUUCGACAGAUGUAACAAAUAAUUAAUCUUUAAGGAGUUUCCAAGAAUGAUUUACUGAGUAUAAUCAUGAAUGUUCAUUCAUUCAUAAAAUAACUUGAAUAAGCAAUAACGAACAUGACGAAUAAUGUGGAACAUUCAUAACGUACGUUGAGUGAAAAUAAUUGCCUUGCAUCUUUACGAAAAUUUGGGCCAAAUAUUUUGGUAAAUUGAAAUCUGAUAUCAGGAUCAAUCAUUUUCGUGGCUUCAUUUUGAAAGUUGCUAUCUUCUGAUUGAGAGUUAUAUUCUUGAGGAUAUCGUCAUGUGUGAGACGGCGAACUGUACCGAGGCAGAUGAACCCAUAGUGUACCAGAACUACUCGGAGAGAAUCAUCUACGCCACGGUCACCGGCUUGAUCUCCAUCUCUGGUGCCUUCGGGAACACUUUGGUCAUACUUGCGGUGUUCAUCAGCAAGAAACUUCGGAACAAAACCAACACCUUCGUCGUCAACCUUGCCAUCGCAGACUUGAUAAGCUGCCUGAACCUUCCCUGGACAGCCCUGGCACUGCUCUGUGAGGACGAGUGGCCUUUGCCAGACUGGAUCUGCAUGUGGGAAGGUAUGAUCCUGAUGGUCAGCACCGGUUGUAGUCUGUACACCCUUGGUGGCAUCGCACUAAGCCGGGCUUGCCUGAUUACAUUGCCGAACCAUCGCUACCAUGAGAUCCUGACCCCCAAAACUCUCUUUGGCCUCAUUACGAUUUUCUGGUUGAUACCAGUGACGACAUCCAUAGUUCCGUACAUCGUUUCAGACAGCUUCUUCGGCUUCAAUGAGCGGUACAGCAUGUGCAUCUGGAACACUACGCAUCCAUUUUCACCCUAUUACAACUUGAUUCUUGCCAUAACCUUCUAUCCCGUCCCACUCUUUAUCAUCUUCUUUAGCUAUUUCCGCAUCUGGCGCCAUGUUCGUACUAAUUCUCGUCGCAUGGCCCGGGUCACCACCAGGAUCGUCACGGUCUCUGGGCAGUUGGGCGGCCUUGCCAGGAAGAGCACAUUCAGCAAGAGGCAGAUGUCUGUCACGAAGAACCUCUUCAUCAUCAUCGUUGUCUUUCUCAUCUUGAUAUCACCCUACAGCAUCCAGUUGGUCAUACCAGGAGGCGAGAGAUUGGUCCCUGCCUUCGGGAUGAUCUUCCUGUUCAACUCCUGCGUUAAUCCGUUCAUUUACGGAACACGCCACCCAGACUUUAAGGUUGCCUUCAGAAGCAUCUUGCGAUGUCCCGUGAGGUCAAACCAGCUGAUGGAUUCGACAACUUCGGCCGGUUUGCGUGUUCAACCUUUGAUUAGGAGGCCAGCGCAAAGAGAUACUGAAUUCAUUGCUCCGAAUUCGACAAGCUCUUCAGAAUCAUAGUAAUGAUGUUCAGCGGCCUCAAUGCAGGCGAUAUUGGAGACACGAAUUGCUAUGUCAGACAAAUCAGAACAUAACAUUGACGAUGAAUAAUUAGUGGCAACUGCGUUAAACUGUGUUUAUUCACCCCACCCCAAUUGUCAUUCCGAUAAUUUUUGAAACGUACAAAUCUGGAAUGAACCUAGACGCUAAGAAUUGAAUUUUGUAGUUCUCGUGAGUUUUGCAAAAAGAUGAACCUCUUGGUCACAGAAUAGGCAACAGAUUGAGGGAUCUGGCGAAUGCACGAGUCCUAUGCUGUUGGUACAAUAUUAAUGAAGGUGAAGAAUGUAUAGGCCGUUUUAUUGUAGAUCAUAUUUUGAUAUUUUCUAUAUAUACCUAUCUGAGUUUCCAAAUUCCCCGCAAAAUGCAGAUAUAGAUAAUUUAGGAAAUAAUUAUAUUUGAUGUUUCCUUUCUUGUGCAAUAGUAGGCUUAUUUAUGUGUUAUGAAUGUGUUAUUUGAUGAUUGGUGGAAACAAAUUGAAUGUUACAAAAGUCGAAUUAUAUCAUGCGAGCCGCAAUUACCACUAUUCUGUGUUAGUUACAAUGACUUUUGGUUGUGAAAUUGUAAGAGUAGAUUAUCAGUGAUUUCUUUCAUUUUCAGUCUGGUCUAGUCCUUUGAAUGGUAUUUAGUAUGUAGAAUUAUUAUUUUUAACAAUUCAAUCCUACAGAAGUGAAGUGAUAAUAUGUUUACUGAAAUAAUUGGGGUUCAAGCCCCCACCGCCCCCGGUUCCACGAACCCUGAAUGAACUUGUAACAUUAUGGUUCCGAAAUCUUUUUUUAUCAAGGAACUUUUUUAAAUGAAUUAUUAAAAUAUUUAUAGAAAGAGCGCUCAAUAUCCUUAAAAGUAAUGUUUUAUGUCACAAAAAAUCAGAAAAUGAAAACAGAAGCCAUUGAAAACAAAAUGUUAUUGAAUCUUCUCCUUUCUCAAUGGUUGUGAUUGUUUAGUAAAAAUUUAAGCUGAUUCUCUUUAAAUUAUAACUUGUAACAUUAUGGUUCCAUAAAUAUUUUUUAUCAAGGAACUUGUGAAAAUGAAUUAUUAAAAUAUUUAUAGAAAGAGCGCUCAAUAUCAGUCAUAAAGAAUCAGAAAAUGAGUACAGAAGCAAUUGCAAACAAAAUUCUAUUGAAUCUUCUCCAUUCUCAAUGGUUGUGAUUGUUUAGUACGAAGCUGAUUCUCUUUAAAUUAUUAAAGUAAGAUUUCAUA